Molecule: messenger RNA, 330 nt
Organism: Solanum verrucosum
Lineage: Eukaryota; Viridiplantae; Streptophyta; Magnoliopsida; Solanales; Solanaceae
Product: maturase K-like
Exons: 2
Coding region: 1-330 (109 amino acids)
Source: RefSeq, a predicted model, not a curated record
AUGGGAUUCUUGGCUAGAGAAAGGUUCUGUGACAUGGACGCCCAGCCCAACUCGGUCGGUCGGUUGGCCCACCUAACAGAUGAUGAUAUUCUCGAUCGAUUUGAUCGAAUUUCAUUCUUUCUCACUAUUCAGAACAGUGGAGCUUUCGAUCAAGAUCUUCUCGCCUCACCCGUUUGGGCUCUCGCUCGAAUCGGAACCUUUAUGCAACCGAUGCGAGAGGGAGAAGCGGGGAUUGAUAGCUUUCAAGAACCAGUGGAAAGGAAAGACUUCUUCCCUGCAUUCCUUCCUUUCCAAAAAAAAGGAAAUUUGUUUGGGCAAAAACCUUGGUAG